AUGCACACCACGCACGCAUGUAGAGUUAUAUCGUGCUGUACAAAUGACACAAAUCCACUCCAUCGGAAGACGUGCUUCUUCUCAGUUAAGACCACUACGAAGGAAAUACUAAAUCCAGUCCAGGUGAGACAGAUCCUGGAAUCCGACUUCUCGGAAGGAAAAACUAACGAACAGCCGAUAUCGCAAGACGAUAGGAAGUUCAUACGCAAGGUAGAGCAAGGAAUUCGUCAGAGACAAGACGGACACUACGAAAUGCCUUUACCGUUCCGCGAAGAAGAACCGAGUAUGCCUAACAACAAGUCUCUUGCAUUACAUCGACUAGCCAAACUCAAAACCCGGCUCGAGAAUAACGAACAGUAUC
This is a messenger RNA of Paramuricea clavata, 361 nucleotides long. Lineage: Eukaryota; Metazoa; Cnidaria; Anthozoa; Malacalcyonacea; Plexauridae. The record is from the annotation of a GenBank genome assembly.